AUGACUUUUCUGAACAUUUCUGAAGAGGAUCUUGCUCUGAAGCAACAAUUGGAGCUGUAUGUGGAGAGAGUUCAGGAUGCUGACCCUAACUUACAGAAGGUUGCGCUUGAGAGCAUGAGGCAGGAAAUCCGAACCUCUACAAGCUCCAUGACUUCGGUCCCAAAGCCAUUGAAAUUUCUGCGUCCACAGUAUGGAACAUUAAAGGCAUUUUAUGAAACCAUGGGGAACUCGGAAUUGAAGAAGUACCUCGCUGAUAUACUCUCCGUUCUGGCUCUCACCAUGUCUGCUGAGGGAGAAAGGGAGAGCUUAAAAUAUAGAUUGGAGGAUUCAGGAAGUGAUAUUGGCUCAUGGGGCCAUGAAUAUGUGAGGAACUUAGCUGGAGAAAUUUCACAGGAAUAUGCUAAGCGACAGAGCGAAGAAGUUCCAAUCAAGGAUCUUAUGGAGCUUGUUCAACAAAUAGUUGCUUUUCACAUGAAGCACAAUGCCGAGCCUGAAGCUGUUGAUCUUCUAAUGGAGGUUGAAGACCUUGAUCUUUUAAUAGAGCAUGUUGACAGCACGAAUUUCCGAAGGACAUGUCUCUAUCUGACUAGUUCGGCUAGAUACCUCCCUGGACCUGAUGACAUGUUGGUUCUAGAUACAGCCUACAUGAUUUAUUUAAAAUUUGAGGAGUAUCCAAAUGCACUUCAGAUUGCCCUAUUUCUGGAUAACAUGUAUGUGAAGCAAGUUUUUACUUCCUGUAAUGAUCAGCUGAGAAAGAAGCAAUUCUGUUACAUCCUUGCUCGCCAUAGAGUGGGUUUGAUUUUGUAUUCUUUAUGA
Quercus lobata is the source of this 816-nucleotide messenger RNA. Its product is annotated as 26S proteasome non-ATPase regulatory subunit 2 homolog A-like. The transcript has 12 exons. Gene Ontology annotation, cellular component: proteasome storage granule; nucleus; proteasome regulatory particle, base subcomplex. NCBI's taxonomy places the organism in Eukaryota, Viridiplantae, Streptophyta, Magnoliopsida, Fagales, Fagaceae. Bases 1 to 816 code for a protein of 271 amino acids. Gene Ontology annotation, biological process: proteasome-mediated ubiquitin-dependent protein catabolic process. The record is from RefSeq and is a predicted model, not a curated record.